Messenger RNA from Mesorhabditis belari, 585 nucleotides. NCBI's taxonomy places the organism in Eukaryota, Metazoa, Nematoda, Chromadorea, Rhabditida, Rhabditidae. The record is from the annotation of a GenBank genome assembly.
AUGACCAACGGAAUCUACAAGGUUGAAACAGAAGAUGGUUCUGUCCACACGCUCACGAAGAAAGCGGCUCGCCGAUCCGGUCUAAUGCGACAAUUCAUGGAUAUUUACGAACUAGACUCGGAUCAUGACUCGGAUGCAGCUAUGGAACCAAUGAUUCUACCGAUGAUUGAAGCAAAUACUAUUACUUGGAUCAUCUUUUACCUGGAAAUAAAGAAAAAUUGUCCUGCUUACGACGAACAACGCUCUUCGAAGAACAAAGAAGAGCUGUCUCGGGAAAUCGAAUGGGAGAAUCGAACUCUUGCAAUUUCAAACGCAAUUUUAUUUCGGAUUUUUAAUGCUUCCAACUACCUUGACAUACCCGAUCUCUACGACUGGUGCGUACAAAAAGUCGCAGACAAGGGAAAGGGCAAAAGUGUCGAGGAAAUGCGCAAAGUUUACGGCGUCAAACAACCACCCGAUGAAGAGCAGGCACGACUCAGUAUGCAAAAUCCGCUCGCCGCAAUACUGGAGUAUCGACACAAGAAAGCACAAGAACGUCGUUUGUCAUCAACUUGUGAGUCAACUUCCUCCUCCUCUGAAGCGGAA